AUGUUCUCCUCGAUCAAACGAAGUUCAAGUCGAGUUGCUAAACAAUGGAUUAGGUAUAACUCCAGGUCUACGAUUCCUAUUCAAUAUAAAACUCCAUGGUUAACUUAUGCAUUAUUGGGGGUCGGUUUUCUGGGUACCGGGUUUAUUCUCGGAAAUGCGUUAACAAGUAACGAAGCUUCUGCAUUAGAGCCAACUGACAGAUCAACUUCCCCACUUUCAUCCUUACUGUCCCCGGUAUAUGCCAACGACGAUGAAUUCAAAAAAGGUGUGGCCAAAAUUGUUGACAUAGUUGGUAAAGAAAAUGUUUCCUUCGAUAUCGAUGUAUUGAAAUCCCAAAAUGAUUCUUUUUAUACCACUCAUCAUCCUCCAAAUCCAGAAGUACAAAGACCAAGUGCUGUUGUUUUCCCUACCUCAACUGAAGAGGUCUCUCAAAUCCUUAAAGUCGCUCAUGAAUAUAGAAUCCCAAUUGUUGCUAAUUCCGGUUUAACUUCCUUGGAAGGUCAUAACAUGCAUACUCGUGGUCCCAAUAGUAUUUCUGUUUCAUUCCAAAAUAUGAACCAGAUUAUUGCAUUCCAUCCAGAAGAUUUGGAUAUAGUCGUCCAACCAGGUGUUGGUUGGCAAGAAUUGGAUGAUUUCUUAUUGGGUGAUGAACAAGGUAAAGAUUUGAAAUUUGGACCAGAUCCAGGUAUCGGUGCAAACAUUGGUGGUAUGGUUGGUACAAGUGCAUCUGGUACCAAUGCCUUCAAAUAUGGAACCAUGAAAGAAAAUGUCGUUAAUUUGACUGUUGUUUUGGCUGACGGUACAGUUAUCAAAACUAGACAAAGACCUAGAAAGUCGAGUGCUGGUUAUGAUUUGACUAGAUUGUUCAUUGGGAAUGAAGGUACAUUGGGUCUUGUUACUGAAAUUACUUUGAAAUUGCAUGUUCGUCCUAAAUUUGAAUAUAUCACUGUUGCCGCAUUCCCAAGUAUCAAAGAUGCCACUUCUGCUGCUGCAUCUGUUAUUUCCAAAGGUGUUCAACCUAAUGCCAUGGAACUUGUCAAUGAUACCAUGAUGGCAUUUGUCAAUGAAACUUCAGACCCAGACAAAAAGAGUUUGGAAACUGCUACAUUAUUUUUCAAAUUGGGUGGACCAACCGAGGAAUCUGCUGAAGAGCAAGCCAAAUUGGUUGAAGAAAUCGCCAAGAAUCAUAAAGUUAUUAAAUUACAGAAGAGUACUAAUGCAGAAGAAAAUGAAGAACUUUGGGCCGCAAGAAGAAAUGGUCUUUGGUCCACUUUCCAAUUUGGUACAAAAGUUUUAGCUGACAAGAAUGAUGUACAACUUUGGACUACUGAUGUUGCUGUUCCAGUUUCAAAAUUAUCUCCGGUUAUCACUGAAAUUAAUGAUUAUUUAAUUGAAGAGGGUUUAAAGAAUAAAUUUUCGGUCUUGGGUCACAUUGGUGAUGGUAAUUGUCAUUUCUUGAUCAUCUACAAUUCUCCAGACUACGAAAAGAUUCAUCAUGUUGUUGAUCACUUGGUGAGCAGAGCAAUUGAAUAUGAAGGUACAUGUACUGGUGAACAUGGUGUGGGUGUUGGUAAAAGAAGAUAUUUGCCAAUGGAAUUGGGUGAAACCACCGUUGAUACCAUGAGACAAAUUAAACUUGCCUUGGAUCCUAGACGUAUUUUGAAUCCAGAUAAGAUCUUCAAGAUCGAUCCAAACGAAAAUUUGGAUGAACAAUUAGAUAAAGGGUCAGUGAGAGAAGUACCACAUUGUAUGACCAAUCAUUGA
Molecule: messenger RNA, 1764 nt
Organism: Candida tropicalis MYA-3404
Lineage: Eukaryota; Fungi; Ascomycota; Pichiomycetes; Serinales; Debaryomycetaceae
Gene: DLD1
Product: Dld1p
Exons: 1
Coding region: 1-1764 (587 amino acids)
Biological process (GO): lactate catabolic process
Cellular component (GO): mitochondrion
Molecular function (GO): D-lactate dehydrogenase (cytochrome) activity; D-lactate dehydrogenase (NAD+) activity; FAD binding
Source: RefSeq, a predicted model, not a curated record